UUUCCACUUUUGUCCAUCAUCACUUUAAGCUAUAGCUGCAUUUGCGUUUGCAUUUGCAUAUCCCUUGGAACAACUGUCUGUCUUUUUGGUUUUCCAGCUCUCCUCGACUGCCCUGUAACAGAAUUAAGCGCGGAUGAGGUCCUCGGAAUCCCUCUUCAACGACUCAAACUGGGAAAUCCGUAUCCCAAACGCACAAAUUGAAGCACUUCAGGAGGACUACAAAUUAAUCAUCCAUGCAAAACCCAGGACUCAUGUCUUUUAUGACGAGACAGUCUUGUUCUUUUUACAGAUUUCUCUCCCGAAUGACCUGUCAACUUUACAUGAGGAAACUGAACGCCAAAUCACUGAAUUCUUUCAAACCCUAGAAAUCCAGGUAGAAGCAGCUUUUGUCGAUGCUCUUGCAUUAGCAACUGCAGCCUCAUCAGGACCAGGACAACAUGGACCCUUCUCACGUCCUACCAAUAAACGAAUGUCUGUUAGUUCACCCGGUCCAUAUGGUGGAGGAGGACGUCUCCCCCUAGGCGGUGAUCAAGGACGCAUGGAAUCUACUUUAUUAUAUUCAUACACUUAUAAUCCAUUGGAGAUUGGUAAAGAGCCUGUGAUUCGACCCAUUAAUGGACUUUGGACUGCCAUAUUUCCAUUUUCUGUACCAGUUUCCUUUGUGAAAACCAAAGCAACAAACACAGUACUUAUGCUGAGCGCACAUGUCUCGCAUCGUCCAACAGAUCAAGUCGUCCCAGCAGCGAUACCAUUGGAUGAUCAGUACAACGUAGAGUGCUUCAACAUGGUCAAUCUCUUGGAAGGGCUGUCUGACGAUCCAAAUUUCCCAUCGUCGCUGGCCCCCCAACAUCACUAUCGACCAGAUACACCUCGUGCUAGGGUACAAGCGCCUCCAAUGGCGCCUCUAUUGAGAAGAAGUGUACGUCGAAGCAUUGCAGUGCGUUCCGCGUUAAAUGUACGAAUGAGAACCACACGUGUAUCACCUACAGAAAACCCCUUGAUGAUGUCAAUCGAAGUUGAAAACAAUUCAGAACAUGGAGCAAAAUUCAAAACGACUCAACUGGAUGUGGAAGUAACUCAUGCAGUUGUCACACCUCUUGAUUCUGCUGGGCUCACAAAGCUUCCAAUGGUCUUGAAUUCAUCGGAUCAUGUCACUUUUUUGUUUUCAGUUUCAUUACUCGAAAAUCCAGAAUUGAAUCCUACCAGUCCAGCUAUUGGAAAUACACCCUUUGGAGGACAUAAUCGACAUUCGACUGAGAGUUUAGUACCGACAGGAGUUUUUCCAAAGGAUUCCCAACGUCAGGUCACAAUCGUUCUACAAGGCGUUCCAGAAGUAGACGGUGUUCAAGGGCAGACAAUUCAUUCGCGUUGGAAUUGUUUCUUGGAUGUUUCGGAAAUCACAAAGCAAGACAAUGCUUCAUCAGGAAUAGGAGUAGGAGUAGGAGUAGGAGUAGGACCAGGAGCAGGACCAUCACAGAAACAGCUUUUUGCGCCUCAUCCAUCACAUCCUUCUGGACUGUUGCCUCCUCCAGGAUCAUUGCCAUAUAGCUCCUCAGGGACACCAACUAAUUCACAACAUCACCAGUAUCAACUUCAUCAAAGGAAUCGAUCCUUGCCUUCAAGUCCUCAACCUCAGCAUCCUUCGUUACAAAAAACUAUGUCUCUACGUGUCACUAGCAGCGGUUCUCCACCUGUACAUAACAGCAACCGUGAAUCGCGUGUAAGACGUUCUUCAGUUGUUUCAGAUGGCACUCCAGCACAUUAUACACCCCAAGGUCAACGGGGAAGCGGAGGGGGUACUAAUUCGGCUCUUAGCAGCGCCAAUCGGAGGAGUGGUCUUGGUUGGGGAUAUGGUCGACCUUCAGAAAAUAACCAGGGUGGUUUGGCCCCAGUCCAAGAAGGAUCUACUUACCGCUCUCCGGUGAUUGGGCAUGGGGGCGCCGGAAGUGAAUCUGAGGGCGAUGAAGAUGAAGCGCCUUUGGCAGUGCCUGGGAACACCCAACAGAGUGGUCGCCCAACCAUCGCUGGAAAUGCAAUGUCGCCUGGAUUAGGUUUGGAUCUGGCAUCACAGGCACUUACUGAAGUGACACAAGGGCGAGCAGAGCAAGAUACUGGCGACGGCAUUGUUAUAUCCUUUGCAGUGACGGAUAGAGUGGUUGUAGGCAAGAUUUUCAAUCUAGAGAUUUUCAUUGUCAAUCGAUCACGCCAUAUCCGUCGCUAUACACUUGUAGUACCUAACAGGAAGCGUGCUAAAGGAGGAGACCCGAGUCAAGGAUCCAAAGUGUUACCACCCUUGCCUAGUGGUGAACGUGCAGUCAUUCAAAGCGUGCCAAUUGAUCCAUACAUGGAAGAAUCCGAACUGUUACGCCGACAUGUCGACAAUGAGACAACAGAGGCGGAUAUUAUUUGUCUUGAAAAUAAUAUUCGAUUGAGUCCGUUAUACCCAUUGACCUGUCAGAACUUGAACUUGCGUUUUAUUGCCAUCAAGGAACAACUUCAUACUAUUGAUCUGGUGCAGUUAGUAGACAAUGAUACAGGAUUUGUAACUAAUUUGAGAAAUUGUCUGUGCUUCAUGGCUGAAGCAUCUUUUGGAGCAUUGUCGCAGCAAGUCCCAGAAGUAAGGAAUCGAUCAUAAAAAAAGAAACCCUCUGGAAUGCAAAAGAAGAAAAUAAAAUAAAAAAAGAAAUAGAGAAAAAAGAAGUUGGAC
Lobosporangium transversale is the source of this 2707-nucleotide messenger RNA. Its product is annotated as TRAPP trafficking subunit Trs65-domain-containing protein. NCBI's taxonomy places the organism in Eukaryota, Fungi, Mortierellomycota, Mortierellomycetes, Mortierellales, Mortierellaceae. Gene Ontology annotation, cellular component: TRAPPII protein complex; trans-Golgi network. The transcript has 7 exons. The record is from RefSeq and is a predicted model, not a curated record. Bases 134 to 2635 code for a protein of 833 amino acids. Gene Ontology annotation, biological process: intra-Golgi vesicle-mediated transport.